This is a messenger RNA of Etheostoma cragini (Arkansas darter), 2091 nucleotides long. It is a transcript of the gene slc6a14, whose product is annotated as solute carrier family 6 member 14. The record is from RefSeq and is a predicted model, not a curated record. Gene Ontology annotation, molecular function: L-proline transmembrane transporter activity. Bases 76 to 1977 code for a protein of 633 amino acids. Gene Ontology annotation, biological process: sodium ion transmembrane transport. Lineage: Eukaryota; Metazoa; Chordata; Actinopteri; Perciformes; Percidae. Gene Ontology annotation, cellular component: membrane. The transcript has 15 exons.
GGGGGGGAAGGGACUUUAAAACAGAUCUACCUGAGUAAUUUGAGCUUCUUAUACGAACCAUUAACAAGCAAGGACAUGCGGGAAUACAGCUGGAACAGUUUUAAGGAUUUAAUUUUCACAAAUUCUGCUGUUGUCGACCAGGUCCCACAUGUGGAUGAUGGUGAUGAGAAUACUGAACGCGGGAACUGGGCCAGCAAGAAGGAAUACAUCCUCUCUAUGAUUGGCUAUGCUGUUGGACUGGGAAAUAUCUGGAGAUUUCCCUAUUUGGCCUACAAUAAUGGAGGGGGUGCCUUUCUUAUCCCCUACUUUAUAAUGCUGGUGUUGGCUGGAAUUCCUCUUUUCUUCCUGGAAAGUGCCUUUGGGCAGUUUUGCAGCCAAGGACCAAUCAACAUAUGGAGAGCAGUGCCUAUCCUGCAGGGUGUUGGUGUUGCCAUGGUUGUGGUCACUUUUAUAGUAUCAGUUUACUACAACGUCAUCAUCGCCUACAGCCUGUACUACAUGUUUGCCUCUUUUCAGUCUCCUUUGCCAUGGUCCAGCUGCCUCAGUCAGGCUGACAGUAACUGCAGCAACACGCCAAUAGUGUACUGCAAUGUAACUGAUUCUUUACUGACCAACCGGACUCAGGGAAACAGCACUUGCCCUUCAUCCAACAUGAUCACAGUUCCAAUGCAGAGCCCAAGUGAGCAGUACUGGGAUCGUGUGGCUCUGCAGAGAUCCAGUGGUCUGGAUGAAACAGGACCCAUAGUUUGGCACUUGGCCCUUUGUCUGUUGCUGAGCUCAAUGAUUGUUGCUGCAGCGCUCAUCAGAGGCAUCAAGUCAUCAGGCAAAGUUGUGUAUUUUACAGCAACAUUUCCUUAUGUGGUGAUUCUGAUCCUGCUGAUCAGAGGUGUGACACUAGAGGGAGCCAGAGACGGUAUAGAGUUCUACAUUGGUUCCCAAUCCAAUUUGACUAAACUGACAGAAGCACAAGUCUGGAAAGAUGCAGCAACUCAGACCUUUUACUCUCUCUCGAUUGGUUGGGGUGGAGUCAUGACUCUUGCUUCCUACAACAACUUUCACAACAAUGUGUUCAAGGACUCAUUUGUUGUAUCACUUACUAAUGCUGGUACCAGUGUGCUAGCGGGCUUUGCCAUAUUUUCAAUCUUGGGUCACAUGGCUCACAUCUACAAAAUGCCUGUUGGAGAAGUGGUGAAGGAAGGAUUUGGCCUGGCAUUCAUUGCAUAUCCAGAUGCUCUGUCUAAGCUUCCUAUUUCCCCUUUUUGGUCCAUUUUGUUCUUCUUCAUGCUUUUGACUGUUGGUCUGGACUCUCAGUUUGCAGGAAUAGAGGUGAUUACCACCUGUCUGCUUGAUGCCUUCCCUAAAACCUUCAAAUCCAAACGAGCUUUAUUGACUAUAACAACAUCUUGCAUCCUCUACCUGCUGGGUUUGCCUUGUAUUACAAGGGCAGGAAUAUACUGGGUGACUCUAAUCGACCAGUUUGCCGGCAGCUGGGUGCUGCUAUUUUUGGUUCUCUUGGAGAUCAUUGGUGUCUGCUACAUAUACGGAGGCAACCGUUUUAUUAAAGACAUUGAGAUGAUGAUUGGAAAAAAGAGUUUCAUUUUCUGGCUGUGGUGGAGAGCAUGUUGGUUCUUUAUCAGCCCCUGCAUCAUAUUGGUGAUCCUGAUCUGGUCACUGAUGACAUUUACACCACCCUCUUAUGGAGGUGUCCAGUUCCCAGUCUGGGGUUUGGUUUUGGGCUGGUGCAUAGCUGCAUUUAUCCUCCUCUGGGUCCCUGUCAUUGCUGUGUAUGCACUGAUGAGAGCAGAGGGAAGCCUCUGGAAGCGUCUGAAGUCAUUGUGCUCGCCAGCUGAACAAUGGCAUCCCUACCUGGACAUUCAUCGAGGAGAACGCUACUCACAAGAACACUGCCGCCUCAGGAUGAGGCAUAAAACCAAACCAGAAGUAAAUGUAACUGUCAUCUCCAGCUCAUGGCUGUGAUAUGUGUUUUAAUGCGAUUACGUUUUCUUCCCUUUGGUGCAGCAGUGUAAUCUGUGAAACUUUACACUGAAAGUUAAAGUUAUGUUAAGUGAUUCGUGACAAACCAUCUACCAU